Molecule: messenger RNA, 1680 nt
Organism: Galendromus occidentalis (western predatory mite)
Lineage: Eukaryota; Metazoa; Arthropoda; Arachnida; Mesostigmata; Phytoseiidae
Product: lysosomal acid glucosylceramidase
Exons: 3
Coding region: 103-1638 (511 amino acids)
Biological process (GO): glucosylceramide catabolic process
Molecular function (GO): glucosylceramidase activity
Source: RefSeq, a predicted model, not a curated record
UACAUUCGGUCGAUCCUAGCGACCGUUGCGAAUGUCUCCUUGAGGCGUCAUCACGGAGAAGUCGUCCGGACGGUCCUAAGAGGGUCGCAAGCAGAAUUGAGAAUGCGACGAUUCAUCAUCACCGUGCUUCUGCUCUCCGUUCUGAACUCGGUUACAGGUGAAAACUGUUAUCCCAAAAAGUUCAACAGCUCUUCUGUCGUUUGUGUUUGCAACGAGAACAACUGUGGUGAUAUAGGGAAAGUGAAAGCGGAAGAUGGCAAAAUUGCGCUCUACCAGAGUUCGAUGUCUGGCGAGCGUCUCCAGAGGAGCACGGUGGACUUCCUCUCCGGUGCUCCCGCCGCUGAGCGAGAUCUGACCGUGAGCCUCAUCAACACACAUCUACAGAAGAUAAUAGGUUUCGGCGGAGCUCUCACGGAUGCCGCUGGAGUUCACUGGGCUGGGUUGGGUUCGACCCUCCAAAAACGACUCCUACAAUCUUAUUAUGGGCCAGAGGGCUUAGAGUACAACAUGGGCCGCAUCCCGAUGGCUGCCUGUGAUUUUUCAACGAGAGACUACACGUACGCCGACACGCCCGGAGACUUCGAACUCAAGAACUUCGCUCUCGCUAAAGAAGACCUCGAACUGAAGAUUCCGAUGAUUCAGUUCGCGAAGAACGUCAGUAAGGAGGAGAUAUACUUCUUCGGAUCUCCAUGGGGGGCCCCUGCUUGGAUGAAGACGAAUGAAAAGACGUAUGGCAAGGGCACUCUGAAAGGAUCCCCCGGAGGGCAAUACUUCAAGUCGUGGGCCAACUACUUCGUGAAGUUCUACGAGUCGUACAAGGAGCAUGGGAUCACAAUGUGGGGUUUCACGGUGCAAAACGAGCCGACAACAGGAUUCAAGCCAUGGCCUUGGCAGACCGUGGCCAUGAGCCCCUACACCGAGCGUGACUUCCUUAAGAAAGACCUCGGUCCCGCGCUUUUCAAGGCCACGAGCAACUCGAUCAAUAUCAUGGUCCUAGACGACAACCGUGUUGUCUUGCCCUGGUGGGCGAAUGUCAUCUUUAGCGAUCCGGAGGCGAAUCGAUACGCGGCGGGCCUCGCGGUUCAUUGGUACACGGAUACCCUGAGGAACAGCUCGGACUUGGAAAGCAUCCACAGGGACUUCGGGGACAAGAUCAUCGUGAAUACCGAGGCCUGCGAGGGUUUCGAGUUCUUGAUCACACCCGUGAUCCUGGGGAGCUGGGAGCGCGGUGAGGCGUACGCUCGAGACAUCCUCGAAGAUCUCCGGCACCAUGUGAAUGCUUGGGUUGAUUGGAAUUUGUUCCUCAACACUGAGGGAGGCCCUAACUGGGCAGGGAAUCGCGUGGAUUCGGCCAUUAUUGUGGAUACGAAAACUUCGACCUUCUAUAAGCAGCCGACGUAUUACGCGAUCGCUCAUUUCAGCAAAUUCAUCCCCAGGGGAUCGGUCAGAUUAGACGACGCUCUCGACGGUUCCCAGGAGAAAUUGACUGUUGUGACUUUCCUCCGUCCUGACAAGCUCAAGGCGACAGUUAUUUUGAAUAGGAACGAUUCAGUGAAGAAAGUUUUGAUAAAAGGCUUAGAUGGCAAGUCUUUCAUGGUCGAAGCGACUGCGCGGUCCAUCACCACGGCUCUUUGGUGAAAUAUCGAACCGAAUCCUCUCAAUAAAAGCAGGGAAUCGUGA